This is a messenger RNA of Aspergillus candidus, 497 nucleotides long. RefSeq lists its product as uncharacterized. The record is from RefSeq and is a predicted model, not a curated record. The transcript has a single exon. The coding region runs from base 47 to 397 and encodes 116 amino acids. Lineage: Eukaryota; Fungi; Ascomycota; Eurotiomycetes; Eurotiales; Aspergillaceae.
GAUCGUUGCUCUCAUAGUCAAGCAGAUUGGGAACGCUUAUAUCUACAUGAAUCCCCUACGAUCAGAGGUCCUGAAAUUCUUCAAAUUAUCCAGUUCAUUCCUCACCUCACUCCUCGCCCUCCUUCCUCCUCUCCUUCCUCCCAACCUACUGAGUCCUGACGGUUGGAUCUCUCGGCCCUUUCGACAACUUUCAUUCUCCUCCCUCUCCAACAGUCUCCGUACUACCGUCCACUCUACCCGUGACGUUUACCUGCCACGCUCGCCCUGUUUGGCUCUCCCUUGCGAUACAUCCAGUUGGGCCUGUUUUCGCUGCCCCCGGAGCCUACUUCCGCUGUUCCUUUCCAGGAUCACCCUCCUUACGGGCUGCAUUAGUCUCGUCCGCAUUGUCGGUCUUUGAUUCUCGAUCGGAUUCUGAUUGCGCGAUUGAUUCAAAUAUCACCUGUCGGGCCGUCCCUGCGGUUUCGCGCGCCGGAUUGCUACCUACGAAGUGCCUAAAC